Messenger RNA from Linum tenue, 2104 nucleotides. NCBI's taxonomy places the organism in Eukaryota, Viridiplantae, Streptophyta, Magnoliopsida, Malpighiales, Linaceae. The record is from the annotation of a GenBank genome assembly.
AUUUUCCUCUCCCUCCUUCCCUUACUCUCUUCGAGAAAAUUCAAAUCCUGCACACACGAAAUUCAGCCAAACACUCUGCAAUUUCCCCGAACAAUACGAAAUGGAAUCGAGCUCAGCAGAUCUCAGCGACUGAUCUCAAAACCAGAGCGUUCUCUCAUGGAGACUAAACGCCACUCUCCCUACUCCGUCUCCAUGCUUCCUUCCAUAUCCGUUUUGUUACUCUGCUCGGUUCUGAUCGCCUCUGCCUACUACUUUUGCUCCUACGACUCUAGCUCGCUUGACCUUCUCCACUUCGCUCCCCGUUCUCAAUUCGAAUCGUCCGGUGAAGGCAGCCGCAGCAGCGCCGCCGCCUCUGUUUUCCCCGUCGUUGAGCUUCGGACGAAGGUGAUCACCUCAAAUCAAAUCCAAGCCGUCCGCUCUGCUGCUCGCUCGGCCGACGGCUCCGCCGUCGUCAUCAACCGCCUCAGAAGGAACGCCACGAGUAGCAGCAGUACUACUGCAGCUGCAAUUGAUCUGAAGAGGAAAAGUCGAAAACCGAUCAGCAGAGGAGAAGAGCUGGAGCGAGGACUUGCUCGAGCUCGAGCUUCAAUCAGGAGAGCAGCUAUGGCAGCGGAUCAUCAAAAUUCAUCUAUCGGUAGAGUCGAGGAAUUCAUCGGCGGAAGCGUUUAUCGCAACUCCAGAGCGUUUUACCAGAGUUACGUGGAGAUGGAGAAGAGGAUGAAGGUGUACGUGUACAAGGAAGGGGAGCCACCAAUAGUCCACGACGGGCCGUGCAAGGACAUAUACACCAUAGAAGGCCGGUUCAUCCACGAGAUGGAGCACGGUGCGGGCAAGUUCAGGACGGAAGACCCGGAGCGGGCGCACGUCUACUUCAUGCCCUUCAGCGUGACGUGGAUGGUGAAGUAUCUCUACACCCCACUCUCUUACAACCUCACGCCACUUAGGCACUUCGUGGCGGAUUACGUUUCAGUCAUCUCCACCAAGCAUCCCUUCUGGAACCGGACCCUCGGCGCUGACCACUUCAUGCUCGCUUGCCAUGAUUGGCAGGGGCCCCACGCGUCGAGAGGCAGCCCACUCCUCAACCACAACUCAAUCCGCGUCCUCUGCAACGCCAACACCUCCGAAGGCUUCACCCCGCGAAAAGACGUCAGCCUACCCGAAAUCCACCUCUACGGCGGCAACAUCCCCACCCAGCUCCGCUCCCCGCCGCCGCCCUCCUCCCACCGCCCCCACCUCGCCUUCUUCGCCGGCGGCCUCCACGGCCCGAUCCGCCCCAUCCUCCUCCGCCACUGGAAGGACCGAAACGACACCGACCUCCGCGUCUUCGAGUACCUCCCCAAGGCCUCCCCGCUCGACUACCACACCUUCAUGCUCCGCUCCAAGUUCUGCCUCUGCCCCAGCGGCCACGAGGUCGCCAGCCCCAGGAUCGUCGAGGCCAUCUACGCCGAGUGCGUCCCCGUCAUCCUGUCCGAGAGCUACGUCCUGCCCUUCAGCGACGUCCUGCGGUGGGAGGCGUUCUCCGUGCAGGUCGGAGUGUCGGAGAUUCCGAGGCUGAAGGAGAUUCUCGGCGGGAUUGGUGAGAGGGAGUAUUUGAGGCUGAAGAGUGGGGUGAGGAGUGUGAGGAGGCAUUUCGUGCUCAACCAGCCUGCCAAGAGGUUUGAUGUCUUCCACAUGAUCCUGCACUCCGUUUGGCUUAGGAGACUUGAUCUGAAAAACCUAGUUGCCUGACCUAGCCAUCUAGCAGACUAGCACUAGUGGCCUUGUUAUUUUUCUGGUGGAGAACAGAGUGUUGAUAUUGUAGAAACUAGAAAGUAUUCCUAAACGUACGUCGUCUAAUGCAUGCGUGCAGGUUAAUUAGCGAUAAAUUUUCCUUGUUUGUUUCCUUUAGUUCUAUAUAAGGUAAGGAGCUGGGAUAUGGCGAUUAAUAUGGUUUGUAUACCAAACGAGUUGUAGAGAAAAGUAUGAAGAGGUGAUGUAGUUAGCAAAUUGGAAAGUAUGUGACAGUGUGGCAUAUGUUCUUUUCCCCCCUUUCUGUUUCUCAUCAACAACUAUAUUUCUAGUGAGAUUGACUAGCAGCGAAUUGGCACUACGAUACCAUCGUGAC